Colletotrichum truncatum is the source of this 1164-nucleotide messenger RNA. Its product is annotated as Beta-lactamase domain-containing protein 2-like protein 1. NCBI's taxonomy places the organism in Eukaryota, Fungi, Ascomycota, Sordariomycetes, Glomerellales, Glomerellaceae. The record is from RefSeq and is a predicted model, not a curated record.
AUGGCUCAAACACAAGGCACCUGCGACCCCAGGUUUGAGGAAGUUCGCACUCAGCUGCAGCAAUUUAUCGAAUCAGGAGAAGAAGUUGGAGCUGCCAUCACAGUCAAUCUCGACGGCAAAGACGUCGUCGACAUUUGGGGUGGAUAUGCCGACAAAGAAAACAACAAGCCUUGGGACAAGGACACCAUCGUCAACGUCUUCUCCACGACAAAGGACGUCUUGGCCCUCGCUGUUCUCAUUCUUGUUGACCGCAAAGUCUUCUCAGUCACCGACAAGGUCUCAAAAUACUGGCCCGAGUUCGCCGCCAACGGCAAGGAGAACAUCGAGAUCAGACAUAUUCUAUCACACACCUCGGGCGUCUCGGGCUGGGAUGCGGACCGACCACUUUCUUUUGAGGAAAUCUCCAACUUUGACGAGGCCAACGCGAAGCUGGCAGCUCAGGCACUCUGGUGGACGCCCGGCUCGGCUUCGGGAUAUCACACGUGGACUUUCGGGCACCUCUUGAACGAGAUUGUCCGCCGCGCAACCGGCACUUCGCUCAAGGACUUUGUCUUGGAGGAGAUCGUUAAGCCUCUGGGUGCUGAUUUCCAGUUCGGCGUUGCUGAAAGUGAUCUGCCUAGAACAACGGACAUCAUCUCCGUGCGCCUGCCCCCACUUACCCCUGGUAUGGGUCCACAACCAGGCUCCAUCACCUUCAAGACGAUGAACCCCAUGCCCUUUCCAACCAACUUCGCCAAUACACCGUCGUGGAGAAAGGGAGAUAUCCUUUCUGCAAGUGGACACACCAAUUCUCGCGCUCUUGCUCGCAUCCUGUCGGCAAUUAGCCUCGGUGGUAGCGUUGACGGCAAGCAGCUGCUCUCACAGGAGACUGUCGACCUGAUUUUUGACGAGCAGGCUAACGGAGUCGAUCUCGUCACCGGCAUGCCUCUACGCUUCGGCAUUGGUUAUGCAGUAACGGGAGAAGGAAACACGGUCGUUGCAGACUUUUUGCCAAACGGGCGUGUGGCCUUCUGGGGAGGCAUGGGUGGUUCGCUUGCUAUCAUGGAUGCCGACAGGAAACUCACCAUCACAUACGUGAUGAACAAGAUGUCGAUGUCGGGUGUCGGAAACAAUGUGGUAAAGGAAUACGUGAAGUCUAUCUACAAGGCAUUGGAUGCUGCUUGA